Molecule: messenger RNA, 5208 nt
Organism: Engraulis encrasicolus (European anchovy)
Lineage: Eukaryota; Metazoa; Chordata; Actinopteri; Clupeiformes; Engraulidae
Gene: wdtc1
Product: WD and tetratricopeptide repeats 1
Exons: 16
Coding region: 582-2621 (679 amino acids)
Biological process (GO): negative regulation of fatty acid biosynthetic process
Cellular component (GO): Cul4-RING E3 ubiquitin ligase complex; cytoplasm
Molecular function (GO): protein binding
Source: RefSeq, a predicted model, not a curated record
GCUAGAUAGCCAGGGAAUGAAAAAAGUUCAGCAGUAUGGACUGUCGUCGUAUUUGCCAGUGUCGUCAUCAGAUUAAAAUGCAGACUGAUCGGUGUUCGCCCUUGUUAAAAUAGCAGAAAGCUACGUGGUUCUGUCCAUGGCUAACAUAAACAAGGUUAGCUUAUAGCUUGCUUGUCAACGGUAGCUAGCCUGGUGGCUAACAUAACACCAUCUACCUGAACUAUUUUCGCGAAAUAAUCACCUUGCACUUGCACAGUUAGCAAGAUAACUUUGCUAACAACUCUCGCGAAUGUUCUUCACAGCAAGCGCUGCCAAUGUUAUUUGACCUCGAGCUCCCAUUCUCUGCCUCAAUAAAAUCAACUUCGUCAGUGUACUAGGCGUACAAACUAAGUUCAAGCAGUCAGACCAAUUUUAUACUCUAAUCAUCUUCUCGUCAGUGGUAACCAUCGGGUAACAUCAACGCGAAACGCAACCAAGAUUGAUGAACCUCAGACAUUCUGCACCACCACCCAGAUGCCAGGUGACUGCUGACCCUGGACCCCAGGUAUUCUCGUAGCCGUCCCCUACCAAGCCUGAGCUCUAUGAUUUGCGGGGAGACCAUGUCUGCUGUGAACAUCACCAGCGACCUCCUGCACCGGCAGAUCAGGGAUAAAAGGGCGCUGGGAUUCCAGAGGCAGUAUCAUGUGACCGACCCCUUCAUCAAGAGACUGGGGCUGGAGGCAGAGCUGCAGGGCCACUCCGGUUGCGUGAACUGCCUGGAAUGGAACGAACAAGGAGAUCUGUUAGCAUCUGGCUCUGAUGACCAGCAUGCCAUAGUCUGGGACCCCUUCAGACACAAGAAGCUGAUCACCAUGCACACGGGCCAUGCGGCUAACAUCUUCUCCGUCAAGUUCCUGCCCCACUCCGGUGACCGUAUCCUAGUGACGGGGGCCGCCGACACCAAAGUGCACGUGCAUGAUCUGACGGCCAAGGAGACCACCCACAUGUUCUCGGACCACACCAACCGCGUCAAGCGCAUCGCCACCGCGCCCAUGUGGCCCAACACCUUCUGGAGCGCCGCAGAGGACGGACUCAUCAGGCAGUACGACUUGCGGGAGAGCAGUAAGCGGUCAGAGGUGCUGAUCGACCUGACAGAGUACUGCGGUCAGCUGAUUGAAGCCAAGUGCCUAGCGGUGAACCCGCGCGACAACAAUUACCUGGCGGUGGGCGCCAACGGACCCUUUGUGCGCCUCUACGACAUCCGCAUGAUCCACAAUCACAGGAAGACGAUGAGCCAGAACCCCACGGCUGGAGUGCACACGUUCUGUGAGCAACGGAAGCCCAUUCCUGAUGGAGCGGGACAGUAUUACGUGGCAGGCCACCUCCCGGUGAAGCUGCCCGACUACAACAACCGCCUGAGGGUGCUGGUGGCCACCUAUGUCACCUUCAGCCCCGACGGGACAGAGCUGCUGGUCAACAUGGGCGGAGAGCAGGUUUACCUGUUUGACCUGAUGUUCAAACAGAGGCCGUACACUUUUCUACUACCCAAGAAGUGCCAAACAUCAUCAGAGGUGCAGAAUGGUAAGACUACCAAUGGAGUCACCAAUGGCAUCCACCUGCCAGCAAGCCACCUGCACUUCUCUGAUAGCAAAUAUAGUGGUUCCUGUGAGUUGCCGCCUCAUCUGGAGAGGAUAAAGCAGCAGGCUAACGAUGCAUUUGCGCGUCAGCAGUGGACGCUGGCCAUCCAGCUGUACAGCCUGGGCAUCCACGAAGCCGGCCGCAACGCCAUGCUCUACGGCAACCGCGCCGCCGCCUACAUGAAGAGGAAGUGGGAUGGCGACCACUACGACGCGUUGCGGGACUGCGUGAAGGCCCUGACCCUCAACCCCAGCCACCUGAAGGCACAUUUCCGGCUGGCGCGCUGCCUGUUUGAGCUGAAGUACGUGGCCGAGGCUCUGGAGUGUCUGGACGACUUCAAGGGGAAGUUCCCGGAGCAGGCGCACAGCAGCGCGUGUGACGCCCUCGACAAGGACAUCAAGGCCGCGCUCUUCGCCAAGACAGACGCAUCGGAAGACAAGAAGGGCGACGGUCUUCAGCGGAAGACAAGAAGCAGCUUCCACAACUUCAGCCGGAAGGAGUCGAUCCUGGAGGACGAGAUCGUGCUACGUGAGCGCAGCUUUGACUAUAAACACCGCUACUGCGGACACUGCAACACAACCACUGACAUCAAGGAGGCCAACUUCUUUGGCAGUAAAGGGCAGUAUAUCGUGAGCGGUUCUGAUGACGGCUCGUUCUUCAUCUGGGAGAAGGAGACGACCAACCUGGUGCGCAUCUUGCAGGGAGACGAGUCCAUCGUCAACUGCCUGCAGCCCCACCCCAGCUACUGUUUCCUAGCCACCAGUGGCAUCGACCCUGUGGUGCGGCUCUGGAACCCCAGGCCAGAGUCAGAGUGUGAGAACGGCCGCGUGGUGCAGGACAUGGAGGGGGCGGCGCAGGCCAACCAGCGGCGCAUGAACGCCGACCCGCUGGAGGUGAUGCUGCUCAACAUGGGCUACCGCAUCACCGGCCUCAGCAGCCGCGGCCCCGAUGCCUCCGACGACGAGGACAGCUCCGAGGGACAGGUGCAGUGCCGACCCAGCUAGGGGCGGAGGGGGGGUGGUUGUGGUGAACCACGAAACCGGGCUCGGCGUGGUCCGACCCGAUCCGCUCCAAAAGACACCCCCUCCUCUAGGGUAGCCUACUACAGGACGAGUCCUGACCCGACCCGACCCGACUCGACUUGACUCGAACCGGAAACCGAACCUGACUCGCCUCGACCCAAACCUGACCCGAUAACAGUUCGCCAUGCUGCUCCGUGUGGGUUAUCAAACUAGUUUUUUUUUUUUUUUUCAAUGAUUGAGUAAUGUAAUGUAAUUGAGGUGGGGCGGUUAUAAUGGCCAACACUGCUGUACGGUACAGUACACAGCUGGCCCCAAACAAACACGCCCACUUUCUGCUCUGCGCUGGUUUUGAACCUUCCCUGCAGCUCUCAGGCUUCCUGUGUCCCGAUGCCCCCACCCGGCCCCUCCACGCACUGCUACUACUCCCUGCCUCAUGUUUACACGCGUGUGUGCUCUGUGUAAAAGAGAAGGGGAAAAAAAACAAAUAGGAAUGGGCAACAAAUAGCAUCAAUGAUACAGCAGACGUGUACAUGCUGUUUGACUGUUUUUUAUUAUUAUUACUAUUAUUAUUAUUAUUAUUUAAUAUUGUUUGCUUAUGUGUUUUUAAAAGGAGCAGAGCGAAGCGGAAGGUUCACUACAAUAGUCACUACAUUUACUAGUUUCAUCCACACAGCCACGGGGGCGUCAGAAAAACACAAACACACACCUCCCGCAUCCCACGAUCUUCCAUCUCUAGCUGCUGAGAAUCAGAAGUGGGAUGACUAUAGCCUCUAGUAUCGGAGGUUGGCAGGGGAGUCUGUUGUGUUAAGGUCUAUGUUUAUUUAAGGUCGUACGGUCAGGGGGGGUUGGGAGGAUUUGGGGAUGGGGAUGCGGGUGUCAUAUUUGUUGGGUCAGCCUAGCUAGUGCUGCUGCUCCAUGCUACUGCUCAGACCAGAGUGGCUCUCCAUGUGGGUUGCCAACAGCAAGGAGGUCACCUCACGGAGAUGAGAGGGAGCGCCACACUGCACCACAUCGCACCUCUCCUCGGUUCCCAUUGCAUGCCACCAGCAGGAGCGGACACGUUGGGGCUACAAAAUUACGGCACGCACGCACGCAUGCCCACCUUACCUAGGUGCAAAGCACUUUGGGAGGAAGAAUAUGAGGGAGCUCCCAUCACCUACGUUAACAUCCACGCUGGGGCUUUUGUGGGUAGUUUUGUGCUAAUCCAAAGUCAUCUGUCCUCAGUGCUUGUGGGAGCUUGGUGGUCCUUUUUGAGGUGCCUCUGUUGUGUAGCUCUAUCUGCGUGGAGGUGACAGAGUUGAGGUGUGCGCAGUUCCGCGAAGGCAGAUAAGAGUUGGUACACCAGGUCUAGGCAUCAUCAUCGUCAUUAUCAUCAUGUAGGAAUGUUGAUGCCAACAGCUUUGAAGGACUGUUGCGAAGACGAUGAGCUUAACUUAAUUAAAAAUGUAAUAUGUGUAAAAGAUUGCAGAAUAUUUUUUCCUUUGUCCUUCUUUUUUAUUUUUAAGGAAGAAAAAUAAUUAUCUUAUCUUUCAGUGUUACCAGAAGUGUAAAACCAGGGUUUGCAUUACUAAAACGAAAAAAGAUUUGUGAAUUGCUGUUCGAGUUAUGAGAGGGAAGAAAGCAUCGGUCUUGAGUUACCGGUCAGGAUUCAGUAUUGCUGCCAUUGUGUCUGCCGUCAAUACGUUUAGCUGGGUUUUUGAGUGCUACUCAUUGGCUUGAUAAGAAGUGCAAAUGCAGAAGUAUGCAAAAGUCUCCUUUUUACAUGAAUGAUUGGACUUGUAAUGACUGUUACCUUCUGGGGAGGGCUGUCUUUUCAUGAGUUGGUGACACUGAUCAUCUCUUCUUUGCAAAAGUGUGUUUAAUAGCAUCUGAAAGACAACGCCGGGCCUUUCAAGAUGAAAAGGAAAAAGGGUGAAGGGGCAAUUUUUUUGUGUUUAGUAGAUCUGAUGACUUGUUUUGUAAAAAGCAGUUGACGAAUUUCAGUGAAAAUGAAAUGCAGAAGUGACAGUUGUUGUUUUGUACUCACAUGCACCACCUGCACAUACACUCAUACACACAGAAAAUGAUGCCGUUUCCUGCACCUAUGCGAACCCUUUUACCUCCUGUGUACCCAACAGCUUCUCGUGAUUUCAGGGGUGAUUGCCCUUUCUUUUCUGUCUUCAUUCAUUUAUUUCAUUUUUUGUCUCACGUUUUGUGUCUAGGUUUCAGUAAAUCUUCACUGUCCCUCAGUGUGCAGGUCUGCCGUUGGGGUGGAGGUGAUCUGUCAAGGUCAUGACCUUGCCAGUGGGCAGUUGGUCAAGGUGGCCUCCAGUGACCCCUAAAGCAGCCAAUGAACAUGCACUCCCUCCUGCUCAGCGCAGUCAGUAGAUGUAGGAAGCAGCAGUCAUGUGGUGCGGGUUAAAAAUCUGCUCAACUAAGCACUUAAAAACAAAAAUAAAUAAGGCUUUCAUCUGCCUUUCUUCAGAUAAGAUUUAUCUUGUUUUGACAUUUCAUUUCUUUUGAAAUAAUAAAAAAAACACUUGUCACUCAUUUUGCUGCAAGACAAAUUCAAAUAAAAGAAUAUAUUGUU